AUGGGAGAGGAAAACAAAGUGAUUCUGCUUGGAAAUUGGUCAAGCCCUUUUGUUAAGAGAGUGGAAUUGGCUCUCAAAACCAAAGGCAUUCCGUUUGAGUACGUGGAAGAGGAUUUGAGCAACAAAAGUGCUUUGCUCCUCAAGUAUAAUCCAGUACACAAGAAGGUUCCUGUUCUUGUCCAUAAUGGAAAGCCAGUAUGUGAAUCUCUAGUUAUUCUUGAAUUUAUUGAUGAAACCUGGCAAAAUGGACCUCACCUCCUGCCUAAGGAUCCUUAUGAAAGAGCCAAAGUUCGCUUUUGGGUAGCUUAUAUCCAUCAGCUGUUAGAAAGCAUGGCCAAACUCUACACACCUGACAAAGAGGCACGAGAGAAAGCCCUUAAAGAAGUGCAUGAGAAGCUGAGAGUUUUGGAAGAUGGCAUGAAGGAAAACUUUCCAGGGGGAAGUCCUGAUGUCCGUGCCAAAAAGCUGGAAAUCCUAGAUAUCAUGAUGAUUGCAACUGUUGGUUCCUUCAAGACACACGAAGAGGUUCUCGGUGUACAGAUUUUGGAUCCGGAGAGGAAUCCACUCACAUUUUCGUGGGUGCAAGCUCUCAAUGAGCUGCCUGUAGUGAAGGAAAGUAACCCUCCAUAUGAAAAGUUGAUUGCUCUUCUUCAGUCCCUAAAAGAAAGUGGCAUGAAAUUCUACAAUUGA
Messenger RNA from Coffea eugenioides, 690 nucleotides. RefSeq names its product glutathione S-transferase U9-like. Gene Ontology annotation, cellular component: cytoplasm. The record is from RefSeq and is a predicted model, not a curated record. Gene Ontology annotation, biological process: glutathione metabolic process. NCBI's taxonomy places the organism in Eukaryota, Viridiplantae, Streptophyta, Magnoliopsida, Gentianales, Rubiaceae. Bases 1 to 690 code for a protein of 229 amino acids. The transcript has 2 exons. Gene Ontology annotation, molecular function: glutathione transferase activity.